GGAUAAGGCGAUCUGAUACCAAGCCACACAACGUUUUUUCUUUCUUUCUAUUUUUUUUUUCUCUUCCCAAAAGGAAAAAGUGACAAAGAGUUGCUGUCCUCCUUCAAUCAGCAAGAGAAUAAGAAAAUUAAAGAGAAAAAAAGGGGAAAAUCCAUGAAUUUCGUACUCUUCCCUUCAUCACCAGCUGCUGCAAUCACCAACUCUGCAGUUUCUGCAUCUUUCUACGUUUGUCCUAACGUCUCCUUUGGACCACCAUUGUUGAAAUUCAGCAGAAGAAUAUCAUGUCCCCUUAUCGGAGCUUCUGCGGAGUCUCAAGACUCGUUGCCGGAACUGGUCACCGAAACCGGAGUCAUAGUCAUCGGCGCCGGACUCUCCGGCCUAUCGGCGGCAGCUCACCUUUCGGCCCGGAAAAUUCCGUUUCUCCUCCUCGAGGCAUCCGAUGCCGUCGGCGGCCGCGUUCGGACCGACAAGGUAGACGGCUUCCUUCUUGACAGAGGAUUUCAGAUCUUCAUCACAGCCUAUCCUGAGGCAAAAAGGAUGCUGGACUACGAAGCUCUGGAUCUCCAAAAGUUCUACUCCGGCGCCCUGGUCUACUUCAACGGCGAGUUCCACCGCGUCGCCGAUCCGUUUCGCCAUUUCGGGGACUCAUUAACCACGGUCGCCAAUCCAAUUGGAAACUUAACCGACAAGCUCUUGGUUGGCCUGAACAGAAUCACUGCUUCUAGGGCGUCUGAUCAAGAGAUCUUCUCCGCGCCCGAGGUAACGAUCAGCGAGACAUUGAAGAGCAUUGGCUUCUCCGAUUCGAUCAUCGACAGAUUCUUCCGACCCUUUUUCGGCGGCGUCUUUUUCGAUAAAGAUCUCGUGACGUCUUCAAGACUCUACGACUUCAUCUUCAAGUGUCUCGCGUUGGGCGACAACACACUCCCCGCAAAUGGGAUAGCCGCAAUUCCGGAUCAACUGAGCUCGAAACUGCCUCCUGACUCUGUUUGGUUUGGAGCCAAAGUUGCGAAAAUCGAUUUUCCGGCAGGCAUUGUCUUGGAGGAUGGAAGAACUGUUAAGAGCCAACACGGCGUGAUACUUGCAGUGGAAGAACCUGAGGCAGUUCGGUUGCUGGAAGGCCGGAAGCCGGCGAGCAAACCAGGAAGAAGCACUGUAUGUCUCUACUUCUCGGCCGACGAUGCGCCUAUAAAGGAACCAAUUUUGAUCCUAAAUGGAUCGGGUGAGGGACUAGUGAACAACAUGUUCUUCGCCACCAACGUCGCGAAAUCAUACGGACCGGCCGGAAAGACGCUGGUCUCGGCAACCCUCGUCGGCGGAUACGACCAGUAUCAGGAUGAGGAAUUGGAAGAGAUGGUGAGGAAGGAGCUCGGUGGGUGGUUUGGUAGCAGCACGGUGGGCUCAUGGAAGCACUUGAGGACAUACAGGAUAGGGUUCGCCCAGCCUGACCAGAGGCCGCCGAUUGGGUCUAGGUUCAAGUACAGGGACCCACGGGUAGGUGCAGAAAUUUAUAUCUGUGGUGACCAUGUCGAGUCUGCAACCUUCGAUGGAGCCCUAGUCUCGGGCAGAAGGGCAGCCGAGGCCCUGAUAGCAGACAAAGGAUUGUAAGUAAUUGAGUCUUGGGCUGAGCUAUGCAAACACGACACUAUCUUUUUCUUUCCCUUUCUUUCUAAACCCACGUUUGAUUCCCCAGAUAACGACUGAAUGCUUUUCUUUCAUAUAUAUAUAUAUAUAUAUAUAUAUAUAUAUAUAUUCUGGCUGUCGAGCUCAUGAAGAUGUAGCAUCAAUUGUGAUAGAAGAUUGAAAGAAAAAUAUAAAAAAGAAAAGUAGUGGACACUUUCAUA
Molecule: messenger RNA, 1841 nt
Organism: Nymphaea colorata (pocket water lily)
Lineage: Eukaryota; Viridiplantae; Streptophyta; Magnoliopsida; Nymphaeales; Nymphaeaceae
Exons: 1
Coding region: 154-1605 (483 amino acids)
Molecular function (GO): oxidoreductase activity
Source: RefSeq, a predicted model, not a curated record